Triticum aestivum (bread wheat) is the source of this 5315-nucleotide messenger RNA. Its product is annotated as putative disease resistance protein RGA4. The record is from RefSeq and is a predicted model, not a curated record. Gene Ontology annotation, molecular function: DNA binding; ADP binding. NCBI's taxonomy places the organism in Eukaryota, Viridiplantae, Streptophyta, Magnoliopsida, Poales, Poaceae. Bases 126 to 4868 code for a protein of 1580 amino acids. The transcript is spliced from 6 exons.
AUUCCUCUCUGUGACUCUGUCUCUUCUCAGACAGAAGAAAAAGAAACUCUUGAUAUAAAAAAGAAACAAGUACUAUGAGUGUUCUUCCCCUCCUCUACAUCUACGAGUAGUUGGAGCGAGAAUCAAUGGAGGGGGCGACUGAGUGGCUGGCGCAGACCAUCCUGGGAACCCUGUCCAUCCCGCAGCUGCAGGCGUGGAUUCGCCGGCAGGGGCUUGGCCAUGACAUCCAGCUGCUCGAGUCGGAGGUCGAGAUGGUGGACAUGGUGUGCGCUGCCGUCAGGGACAGGGCCGCCGGGAACAAGCCGCUCGCCCGCCUCGAGGGCGCGCUCUACGACGCCGACGACUUGGUGGACGAGCUUGACUACCACCGCCUCCUUGACCUCAACCUUGACAGCCCGCCCGCUACAGCUUCAUUAGUCGUCGGGCGCAACGACACGGCAGUACAAUCUGCACACGCCGGCAUGUUGGUCCAAUCCUCUACUGCAGAUUCGCCGGGUGAUGGCUUGAGUCAGCAUGAUGGCAUAUAUGGGGCAGUGGUGGUGGAUAAUAACAAGGAUAACAAGUCAAGGACAGAUGGAGAUAUACGGAGUAGGCAGCGUGCCAAGACUCGAUCUGCUGUAUGGCAAUACUUUGUGGUCUCGGAAGCAGAUGAAUUCGAAAGGCCCGCGAAAGCUAAAUGCGUGAAAUGUGGCUCAGAGCUCAACUGUGGAUCCAAAUACGGGACAUCAGGCUUGAAACGCCAUAUCCGUACUGAGGCUUGUGGCAAGAAGAAAGAAGCAGCUGAGCAGGCGCUUAUUCCUUCAAGCAGCACUGGUGGUACAGGAAAUGGUGAAACUGUUGCACUUGGUGAUUCACGCCACACAAAAAGGAAGAGAAUGGAUGACGAGUCAACACACGCGACCAAAGCUAAAACACAAUUUUGGAACAAGGUUGAAUAUUCGCAUAGGAUACGAGUAAUAACUCGCCUGUUACAAGGCACAUCAAGGGUUCUGAUUAAGGUUCUCAAGUUACAUGGAACAGGCUUUGUUGCAAGCUCAAAUCAGUAUCCAAGUAAAACAUCGAAUCAACACCUACGAACAUCAAGUGUUGUUCCAAGGAAAGUUUAUGGAAGAGUUGCAGAGAAGGACUACAUCAUAAAUUUCAUGAGAGAAUACAAACCCGAUGGUCUAUAUGUUCUUCCUAUUGUAGGCAGUGCAGGAAUUGGGAAGACUACUCUUGCUCAGCUUGUAUACAAUGAUCCAACCAUGGCAGAGCGCUUUGACCAAAGGAUAUGGGUUUCGGUGUCUAACAACUUUGAUGAAGUGAGACUCUCAAAAGAGAUCUUAGAUUGUGUCUCUCAGCAAACACAUGAAGGACUAUGCAGCUUUUCCAAGCUUCAGGAGGUCUUGAAGAUGCAUAUCACAUCAAAGAGGAUUCUGCUUAUUUUUGAUGAUGUCUGGGAUGACUUCAACCUCUGCAGAUGGAGCCAACUAUUAGCUCCUUUGCAGUCUAACACUAAGGGCACUGUGAUUCUUUUGACAACUCGAAACUUGUCUGUUGCACAAACUGUCUGUACAGUUGAACCAUUCAAGUUAUGUGAUUUAGCAUAUGAGGAAUUUUGGUCAUUAUUUAAAUCAUGUGCAUUUGGUGAUGAGAACUAUGGCAGCAAUCAAAAUCUAAGCAGCAUUGGACUGCGAAUAGCAGAGAAGUUAAAGGGAAACCCAUUAGCAGCUGUAACAGUAGGCGGGCUAUUAAGGAUGAACCUUACCAUUGAUCACUGGAAUAACAUUCUGAAGAACGAAGAUUGGAAAUCUCUGCAACUAAAUGGAGGCAUAAUGACUUCUUUGAAGCGUAGCUAUGAUCAGCUCCCCUACCAUUUACAACAAUGCUUCUUAUUUUGUUCUAUAUUCCCCGAGAGGUAUCAGUUCCUUGAUGAGGAAUUGGUCCAAAUUUGGAUUUCAAUGGGAUAUGUGAAGUGUGACAAUUCAAGUAAGAGGCUUGAGGAGAAAGGAAUGGACUAUUUGGCUGAUCUUGUGAACUUGGGCUUCUUUGAGCAAGUUGAAAGAGAAGACACCUAUCCAGGUAGUCAAACUUGCUAUGUUAUUUGCGGUCUUAUGCAUGAUUUUGCGAGGGUUGUCUCAAGAACUGAGUGUGCAACUAUAGAUGGCCUGCAGUGCUGUGAGAUGCUGCCAACUAUACGCCAUUUGUCAGUAGUAAGUGAUCCUGGAUAUAGCACAGAUCAACAUGCAAGCAUACCUAGCAAUAAGAAGUCUGAGAAGAACAUGUUCGCCGGAUGUACAUCGCUGUGGAAAUUGAGGACAUUGGUAUUCAUUGGGCAGUAUGACAUGUUCUUCUUCAAAUCCUCUCCAGAUAUAUUCCAAGGGGCACAUAAUUUGCGCCUGCUGCAAAUUUCUGCAGCACCUGCUGGUUUAAACCCUUUACUGUGCAGUUUGGUGAAUUUGAAACAUCUUCGCUACUUAGACAUCAAAGCUGCUGAUGGGCUUGGGGCUUUGCCUCAAAUUUUGAGCAAGUUUUGCCAUCUUGAAGUAUUACAUGUUGGCUCAUACACCAAUCCUACUAUGCCUGUCAGGAUUGACCAUAUUUUCAGGUUGCGGCAUCUUGUUACAGAAGAGGAGGCAUACUCUUCCAUUGCUAACAUUGGUAACCUGACUUCUCUUCAGGAGCUACCCAAUUUUGUGGUUCAAACUUCCAGUGGCUAUGAGAUAAGACAACUCCAGUCCAUGAAAGAGCUUGUACAACUUGGGGUGUCUCAACUUGAAAAUGUUAAAACUCGAGAGGAGGCUUACGGGGCAGGACUCAGAGACAAAAACCACUUGGAAAAACUGCACUUGUCCUGGAAAGGUGCCUCGCCAGAUGAUGAAUAUGAUAGUGACCUGAGCUCUGGUAAUGAUUGGUUGUCAGUAGAGGUUCUUGAGGGCCUUCAACCACCCACUAACCUAAAGCAUCUGCAGAUAUCUGGGUACAGUGGGCAACUCUUCCCAACUUGGCUUGCCGACAGUAUCUCAGUUACUUCUUUGCAGACUCUUCAUAUAGAGAGUUGUGGAAAAUUGGAAAUAUUUCCUUCUCUUGUACAGCUUCCGUUUCUCAGAACGUUGAAGUUGAUGGCAAUGAUUAGUGUUACAGAAGUAUCAUUUCCUUCGUUGGAGGAGCUGGUAUUAAUUCAAAUGCCAAAGUUGGUUCGGUGUUCCUGCAUUUCCACUCUGGACUUGAGCUCCAAUUUAAGGUUUCUGCACAUCAAGAGGUGUCCUGCACUGAAGAUAUUUCCUCUAUUUGAGGUUUCCCAGAAAUUUAUAAUCAAGCAGAAAUCUUGGUUGCCCAGUAUUAGGGAACUCAUUAUCCAUGGAUGUCCUAACUUAUUGGUGCCACGUCCCCUUCCUCCUUCAAUUACCAUUUCCAAACUAUCCAUCGUCGAUGUCCCAACACUCCCAAGGAUAGAGGUGUCAUCUGGUGACACACUAACAAUUGGAUCCAGGAGUGAGGGCUAUGAUAAUUUUGAUAGUUCUUCGGACAUGAUGACUGUACUGGAUCGUGAAAUUUUGGCAUUCCACAACCUGAGGGGCCUCAGAUACUUGCGUAUAGACGGCUGCCAAAAUCUAGUGUAUAUUUCAUUCACAGAAUUAGUGCAACUUAUUUCUUUAAAGAGUUUGGAAAUAUGCUGCUGUCGAAAACUUUUCUCCUCAAAAGUUAUGCCAGAGCAUACCCGUGAAGAUGUGACAGCUGCAGAUCGCAAGCCCCUCCCAUCUCUUGUCACUCUCAGAAUUAAGUGUUGUGGAAUAGUAGGGAAGUGGCUGUCUUUGAUGCUGGGAUAUGUGCUGGCCCUAGCAGAAUUGCUUUUAGAGGAUUGUCCAGGAAUAACACAGUUAGCGAUAGAAGAGGAAGAAAACAUUCAAUCUUAUUGUACCUCAGUUCCAGUGGAUUCAUCAUCAGGAGGUUUAAAUGACACAUUUUUUACAAGCUCUGCUCAAGAUGGACUCUUAAGCCUUCCACCGAAUCUCAUGUCCUCUCUCAAGAGGAUGUCGAUUCGGGAGUGCCCUCGUCUAGUAUUUUGCGGGAACAACAAAGGCUUGUCUAGAUUUACCUGCCUUGAGAAGCUAACAAUCUGGGGAUGCCCCGGGCUGCUCUCAUCUUUGGUGGAUAAAGAUGGAAAUGAUGAUGAGAUGAACGGAAGAUGGCUCCUGCCGAAAUCACUUGUAGAACUUGAGAUCCGUGGUGAUUCACCAGAAAUGCUGCAGCCCUGUUUUCCAGAGAAUGUGAGCUGCCUCAAAAAAAUGGAGGUGUGGUUCAGCCCAAGUCUGAGAUCUCUACAGCUGCGUACCUGCAUGGCACUGGAAGAGUUGAUAAUUGUAAACUGUAGAUCACUCGCUGCACUAGAGAGCUUGCAAUUGCUUGACAGCCUUAGGCAUUUCAAAGUAUUCAGAUCCCCUGGCAUGCUUCCAUGUUUGGAGAAUUUGUCUUUAUGCCCUGGACUAGAAAGGCUUGUGAUUGAUGACCCUUCUGUCUUUACUGUGUCAAUCUGCAAGCAACUCACCUCCCUCCAACGCCUAGAACUUGAAAAAUGUGAAUUUGUGACCAGACUAACAGAGCAGCAAGAGAGAGGGCUUCAGCUCCUGACAUCCUUGCAAGAGCUGGAAUUCCGGGAUUGCCAUGAUCUCAAAUAUCUCCCAGGGGCAUUGCACCGGCUUCCUUCGCUCAAGAAGUUGAAGAUCAAUGGUUGUUUGGGAAUCUCAAGGCUGCCUGAACAGGGCCUUCCACUCUCGCUGCAGGAACUGGAUAUCAGCAACUGCAGCAAGGUGUUUAAUGAUCACUGCAAGUCUCUAGCAGCAGGGAAGCUAAAGGUCAAAAUUGUUGGAAAUACAGAAACUGUUUAAUGGCUGGGGUGCCGAGCACACUUCUUACCAGUGCUUUAUAAGGCAUAUUCUAUGGUUGCUUCAGUGAUGGGCCGUCUUCGGGAUGAGGGCAACCCCUGUGGAUCACCAGUUUAUGCUUGCAGGCCAAGCGUAAAUCAUAUGUUUGUUCCUUCUGUCAUCACCAUCAGUGGAGAACCACAUCUUUCAGUUGAUUACGGUGUCAAUGGUGCUUCUCUCUGAACUUGCUGGGAUUUCUGGAAGAAGGAACUGCGUGGCGGGGAUUGUUCAUUACAAGGUGCUGUGAUGAAGCUUCACCAAAAUUUUGUUGCGACACCAUAUGCACCGCCAUGUUGUAAAAUAGACCAGACCGAUCUAUCGAACUCGUAGCUCGCCAUGUUAUGAACAGCUUUGUUUCUUUUGUGUAUCCCAGACUAUAUUAUUUGGAUAAUGGAAUUUCAUUGAUACCAA